GCUCUCCCAGCAGUUCCAAGAGCUCAGGGUAAGCCUCAGUCAGAGGUUGGUAUCAGAGACAGGAAGACAGAAUGCAGCAGGUUGUCGUACUCGCGCUCCUCUUGGGCCUCGUUUGCCUCCUCCAUGGAGUGCCCUUGCUUCCCGAACAUCUCUUCCCCACACAGGAGAACUUCGACCUGACUAAGUUCAUGGGGAAGUGGCAUGAUAUUGCGGUAGCGUCCACCUGGCCCUGGAUGCAGCGCCACAAGGGAGAUGCAGCCAUCGGAAUCCUGGAGCUGCAGGCCAGCGGCACCGAAGACAAAGUCAGCAUGACAAGGAGCAUGAAUAAGCACGGGACAUGUCAGCAGAUCUCUGGUGAUUACAAGCUGACCGACACACCUGGACGAUUCACCUACCACAUCGCCAAGUGGGGGGAUGAUGUUGAUGCCUAUGUGGUUGACACUAACUAUGAUGAGUACGCCAUCGUCAUGUUCAGUAAACAAAAAACAGAAGGCGAGAAGACAAAGUCUGCCAAGCUAUACAGUCGCACCAUGGAACUGUCACCCACUAUCCUGGAGGACUUCAGGAGGCUGGUGAGGGAGCAGGGCAUGGCUGACAACACAAUCAUCAUCAAACAGAACAGAGGGGAGUGUGUACCAGGAACAGAGCCUGUAGCAUCAGAGCCUCAGCCUGAGAUCACAGCACCGAGAGCCAAGAGGAACAUAGUCCUCCCUGAGUUGCCCGCUGAGGAGGGUUCUGGUGCCGGAAUCGUGAUGUUCAGGAGUGAAGAGUCCUGUAACGCCGAACCGGACGCAGGUCCCUGUUUCGGGAUGGUGCAGAGGUACUUCUACAACUCUACCAGUAUGGCCUGUCAGCUGUUCACCUACGGAGGCUGCAUGGGCAACCAGAACAACUUUGUGACCGAGAGGGAGUGUCUCCAGAGCUGUCGCAAUGAGGCUGCCUGUAGACUACCCAUGGAUUCUCGGCCCUGCACUGGACAGCCCAAGAUCUGGGUCUUCCACUCAAACUCUGGUCUCUGUCUGGAUAAUAAAAAGGACUAUUGCCAGGUCAACAGUAACAAAUUCUACUCAAAGAGGGAGUGUGAGGAGUACUGUGGGGUGAUGAAGGUACAGGAGAAGGGGAGUUCCUCAAAACAAACUAAAGGAGAUGAGAACACAGAACGUACAGCACAGAUCAACCAAAGAUCAACCACAGAACUUACAGCACAGAUCAAACACAGAACGUACAGCACAGAUCAGAUCAAUAUGUUGAUCAACAGUAACACACUAUGGAUAUCAUACAUUACCAUAGAGCACAAUAAAAUGAUGGAUGAACCUGCUUGGCAUCAUGUCUUAUGUAAACUUGAUCCUGACUUUGUGCUGUUGAGUUUAUAGUUUGUUUGGUUAACCGCCACCAACUGAAUGCAGAUGAUACACCCAUUCAUAGAUGUAAUAUAAAGGUAUAUAUUAGGGAAAGUUAUUGUUCAGCCAAAGAUAUACAAUAUACAAUAUACUGUAUUUCUUUUAAUGUGUAUUAUGGUGGGAUCUGAUGACCAGUGUAUGAGUAACCAGCAGAGGACGAUGUUGCUCCAUUUACAGUGACAGCCGUCUCCUAAAUCUCUCCUCCCCGUCUAGCGCUGCUCUGCUUGGCCCAACCAAGGAACGACUGGAUCGGUGCUAGCUUCCUGCUCCUGUUCCCAGAGUUCCCGGCUGCUCUCUGCGCUGCGUUCCGCCGGCCGUAGAAUGCUGGGAAUAUCCGGAGAGGAAAGGGGAACUGACAGCAUGGAGGGACCAUCUGUACAAGAGCACACCACCUGGUCGGACGGAGAGAGGUGGCAAACAAAUACACCACUGGGCCAGCUAGGGACUUUAGCACAGACAACUCUCACACAAAUAGUAGCACGUACACAUGGCUCAGUAGACCAUACAGUUUAACUUUCAGACAGAAACAAAAUACAAUACACAUUCCCUCUUAGAGUCAGAGACAAUGAUAUAUUCACCAAAAAGU
Oncorhynchus tshawytscha (Chinook salmon) is the source of this 1986-nucleotide messenger RNA. RefSeq names its product alpha-1-microglobulin/bikunin precursor. The record is from RefSeq and is a predicted model, not a curated record. Gene Ontology annotation, molecular function: serine-type endopeptidase inhibitor activity. Gene Ontology annotation, cellular component: cell surface; plasma membrane. The transcript is spliced from 10 exons. The coding region runs from base 72 to 1373 and encodes 433 amino acids. NCBI's taxonomy places the organism in Eukaryota, Metazoa, Chordata, Actinopteri, Salmoniformes, Salmonidae.